Myxocyprinus asiaticus (Chinese sucker) is the source of this 1357-nucleotide messenger RNA. Its product is annotated as calcium homeostasis modulator protein 3-like. The record is from RefSeq and is a predicted model, not a curated record. The coding region runs from base 281 to 1276 and encodes 331 amino acids. The transcript is spliced from 3 exons. Gene Ontology annotation, molecular function: monoatomic cation channel activity. Lineage: Eukaryota; Metazoa; Chordata; Actinopteri; Cypriniformes; Catostomidae.
ACAAUGGUGAAACAAUCGUUUCUUUUGCUGAAAGGCUGUUUGCGCUUGAUCUAGUGAAUUAGAUGAAUGACAACGGUCUUAUUUACACAUUUUGAAGUCAUCGUUCCCUUUUUGGUUGAAUUUCAUUGUGCAGACUUGAACAGCGCAGAUACCACAACAAAGCAAUUGGCGGUCAUUGUCAGAUAAGUACGUUUAACACAUCAUCAGCCUCUAAGAAUCAUAUAUAUAUAUAUAUGUAAGCUAUAUAUAUUAUAUCAUUAUAUAAGGCAAACUGUAAGAAAUGGAUCGUUUUAAGUUGGUUCUGCAGUAUUUCCAGUCAAAUUCCGAGUCUAUUUCCAAUGGUAUCUGUAUAAUAUUAUCCCUGAUUAGCGUCAAGCUGUACACAAGUUUUGAUUUCAACUGUCCCUGUUUACCGCAGUACAACAAGAUGUACGCAAUGGGGGUCAUGUUUGUUCCCCCAAUUAUAUUAUUCUGUUUGGGAGUAUUAGUUAAUCGUCAUACAGGGGUGUUCAUGGAAGAAUGGGUCAGACCCAUUGGAAAGAGGACAAAAAAUCAGGCUGUGGUUAAAUUUCUGCUUUCAUCAAUGUUGCAAAGGGCCCUUUUGGCUCCCAUGGUCUGGAUCCUAAUGACACUCCUGGAUGGAAAAUGUUUAAUUUGCGCGUUCAGUAUGAAUGUAGACCCCAAACAUUUUACUGGCAUACCCAACAGCACUGGCCUGGAACUGAUAAAGAUCAUGGCUGAGGUGCCCUGCAAAGAAGAGUUAAUCUUCAGGAACAGCAGUUUUCGGAAAGCUGUGUCACGCUAUGUGCGUUGUUACUCUCAAGCAAUAGGCUGGUCAGUCCUCCUCUUCCUAAUUGUUUUGGGUGCUGUGGGUCGAAUCAUGAAGCCUUGCUUCAAUCACGCCACAUUUCUGCAGACCCGUUACUGGAGCAAUUACCUGGACAUUGAGCAGAAACUCUUUGACGAGACCUGUGUCCUCCAUGCCAGAGACUUUGCCAGAAAAUGUGUGGCGCAGUUCUUUGAGAGCAUGCGAGACGAUGCAACUCUGAGAUUGCCUCUCUCGAGUGCACUAGGACCCGGCAAAAUUCAGAAUGAAUAUGGAGAGGAAGAAGAAGAGCGUCUGCAUGGCAUAACGAGACACGAUCAAGUGUAUCAUUUGCUGCAAACCUGGUACCAGUGCAAACCAGAGCUGGAUGUGACCCAGAUGGCCUAUAAGCCCAAAGUGUGUAUCACUUGGGAAGACAGGAAUGGAAAGGCAUUAUUUUCUGAAGUGUAGAACUGAGACAUGCAAAUCAUCUCUGUACUUUAGAUUCAUGCUAUAAAUGAAAUGUUCAUGGAAUGUUAAUAAAGAUGCUCA